UUAUAUGACUGAAUGGUGAUACUGGUUUCAAAGGCACCGAUCGUUUGGAGAUGAAACACCUUUGCUACCAAAUCCUUUCUCUUUUAUCUCUGUCUGUUUUGUUUGGUGGCUGGUUUAACAGCUUCACAGUUGCCAAACAAGAUAUCAGGCGUGUAAAGUUUUUGGAACAAAUCGGUGGACAUGAAUUGGUGGGUCAUGUUAUCGCAAAUAUUACGCUUUUUGUGGGAAGUCUUAUACUCUCCCACUGCAGAAAUCGAUGUGUCAUGGAGGAUAGAUGCAAGUCGAUAAACGUACUGCCAGCGGUAAAAGACACAGUUUUAUGCCAGCUUAGUAAUUCGGACCACAUACAACACCCGAAGGAUCUGAGGAAGGUGGCAGGCUCUGUGUAUACGGGAACCGAAAACAAGUGCUGGAUGAACAUUUGCCACAAUUAUGCAACAUGCCUGAGUGGAUUGACAGAUCAGGGUUACCUUUGUUUGUGUCAAGCGGGAUACGCGGGAAAACACUGCGAAAAAGGAGUUUUUAAGGCCAUUUUCACAAAUCUUGACACCAAGGGAAGAUAUGGCCCAACAACGCUUGGAAGUCACUAUAAAGGGCAGGAUCAUGACGGACAAGUUACAUUGUCAGGCGGUAUUCAAUUGUGGAGUGUGCCUUAUACUGGUGACUACAGCAUCGAAGCAAUAGGAGCAGCAGGAGGGUACGAUAUUGCCUCUAACAGCUCUACGUUUCGAGGAAGAGGCGCAAGAAUGACAGGAAUAUUCCGCUUGAACAAAGCAGAAGUUAUUCGAAUACUUGUUGGUCAGGAAGGGAUGAGCAAUAACGUUUACCUUUCGUCUGGAGGUGGUGGAGGUACAUUUGUGGUGAAAGGAUCCGACACACCUUUGAUAAUAGCUGGUGGCGGCGGAGGAGUGUACAGACCAGAAUUGAGAUUUGAAGGAUGUGAUGCCAGCCAAAACAUGACAGGAAACACUGGACUCCUAUCAUGGCCAGGUGGGAAGAAUGGACAUGGCGCAAAGACAGCUGAUAAUGGUACUUCAGGUGGCGGCGGUGGCGGAUUCUACUCUAGUGGAAGAAGUGGAACGAAUUUUAACGGAAGCAUUGGGGAUGGGGGAGAAGGUGGCAUGGGAUUUCUUCAGGGAGGGGUGGGUGGAAGAUCUAAGAAACAAAAUAUUGUGGGUGGGUUUGGAGGUGGUGGUGGAGCUUAUGGGAGAGGAGGAUCGGGUGGGGGAGGGGGAGGAGGAGGAGGAGGGUACUCUGGGGGAGGCAGUGGAGGCGAUGAAAGAAAUUCCUGUGGGGGUGGAGGUGGAUCCUACAAUUCUGGAAAGAGUCAGCAGAAUGAAUGCUGUUACAAUGAAUUUGGGCAUGGUAAGGUGACCAUCAUUCUGCUGUAGAACAAAGAUAUCACGUCUUUCACCAAACACAUUAUCGAGUGAAUUAGAAGAAAUGAGAGCACAAUCUGAAAAAAUAUCAGACAGAAAAUUUCAAGAAAGAAUUACU
Messenger RNA from Pocillopora verrucosa, 1497 nucleotides. RefSeq names its product ALK tyrosine kinase receptor-like. The record is from RefSeq and is a predicted model, not a curated record. Lineage: Eukaryota; Metazoa; Cnidaria; Anthozoa; Scleractinia; Pocilloporidae.